AUGUAUUUUUUGUCUAACUCACCCUUAGAUUGCCUCUCAUCACCUUGUCUGAAUGGAGGUAGCUGUGUGGAGACACUUGAUGGAUUCGAGUGCAGCUGCCAGUCGGGAUAUUAUGGACCGGUUUGUGCCUGGACUUGUCCAGAUUCUUGGAUCUAUUUUCGAGGGAGCUGUUAUGGUUAUUUCUCUGAGGGAGCUACAUUCGAGACGGCCCAAUCGAAUUGUCGUGAUGUCAUCAUAUCGGGAAGACAAGCAAACAUACUGUCCAUUCACAGCCGGGAAGAAUUUGACUUUAUUUGGGACAUGGAAGGGAUAAACGCUUACUUGUGGUUAGGACGCCAUCAACCGGGCGGAGGACCUUUCGUAACGUGGACGGAUGGCUCACCAGUGGACUUCACCUAUUGGACUCCAGGGCAACCUGAUACCGACAAACCAUGUGUCUGCAUGCACAUGGAUGACGGCGAAUGGCACACUGUCGAGUGCAGUGCCUAUGACAGAAGUUAUUUCUGCAAGAUCUAUUUCACCCUGUAAUCGAUUAACGACAUAAUCAAAUCAAAUCAAUUCGAUGUAAAAUACUACAAUGAGCGAUAUUUAUUUAUGUAUAUAUCCUUAAAGAUCAUUUCAAAUGAAUGAUGAAA
Lytechinus variegatus (green sea urchin) is the source of this 635-nucleotide messenger RNA. RefSeq names its product brevican core protein-like. The record is from RefSeq and is a predicted model, not a curated record. The coding region runs from base 1 to 528 and encodes 175 amino acids. The transcript has 3 exons. Lineage: Eukaryota; Metazoa; Echinodermata; Echinoidea; Temnopleuroida; Toxopneustidae. Gene Ontology annotation, molecular function: calcium ion binding; signaling receptor activity.